AUGUCGCUGUUGCGGGGGCCGCGGCCUCGCGGUGCUAGCAAAAAGGGCCCUAGGAAGCCGGCGGCGGCGAAGCGGGACUGGGACAGUACGGUCCAAGAUUUGACAGUCCACCGUGCAACUCCUGAUGAUAUUCUGCGUCGCCAUGAGAUGCACAAAUCAAAAAACAAAGCACUGGCACACUUGGAACUGCAAGAGAAAGCACUGAAAAGAAAAUGGAAGAAUCAAAAACAACUGGCUCCUGAUGCCUUGGAGAAAAGGAAACUGACUCUGAUGCGUGAGGUUCUGUCUGAUCAAUACCAUUUGCAGGAUGAUUUGGAGAGAUCUGAUCAGGUUAUGGCUGUGGCAAAAGGCUUGCUUGCAGGUGCUCCUCGCACACGAACAGGUUUCCCUAAUGUAACAAUGGCUCCUAACUGUGACCUAGAAUCAUCUCAAAGACCCAUUGUACGAAAAUGUGAUCCUCCCACUCAGCAUUCCAUCCUUAGUGAAUCUGUCAUAGCUUCCCAGGCUCUUAAUGAAGUAGAAGAGGAAAUGUUAUCAAUCUGUGAGUCAGAUGAUGAACACCACGACUCUCUGAAUUUCAAAUCCAGCAUCAGUUCUGACAGGCUACUUCGGUUAUUGAGAGAAGAUUCCUUGGUGAAUUCUCAGUUGCGGGCUGAAAAGAAUACACGGAAAAGUACCUUAUCUCAGGAAUCAAAUGUGCCUUUGACUCCAACAACUAUUUCUCCAUCACUGGAUCAAUCAGCCCUCAAUGCUACUGAUGUAGUCAAGAGAAUCCAUUCGAGGCUUCAGAAUGAAUAUGAAGAAGAGGCUGGAGACUCCACUUACGGUGUGAGACAAGUGCUGAACCCGAACUCAAGGAAACAAAGGCAAAUUGCAGCAAAAAUGAAAAGAAAACAAACUGCACAGAACUCUGCAAGACAGAGGAGAGAUGAUUCUCCAGUUAAUUCAGUCCCCAUUGACCUUCGGAGGGCAAACAAAUCCAGUCUAGAUGUUCUCAGCCACAUGAUACAUGAAGUAGAGCAUGAAUUGGAGGAAUAUGAGCGUUGUACAGGUCGUGAGGUUCAAAAAGCUGAGAGAAGUGAAGGCCUCACUGGUUUUACAUUAUCACUGGUGAACACUCUCUGUCGUUUGAUACGCUACCUCAAAGAGAGUGAAAUGCAGCUGCGUGAGAAGGAGGUGAUGAGGCAGCAGCAUGAGGAGAUGUUGAAUGAACACAGAGAACUGAUUGAUGCUCUGACUGCAGAAAUACUUCUAGUGAGGGAAGAAAACCGUACUACACAGGAGAAGCUUCACCAAUACAUGAUGGUUACAGAUGAACAGCUGAGCUCCCUCACACAAGCAUUGAAAGGCCUCCCUUUGGUAGAACCUAGAAGAGAACAAAGUCCAAAUAAUUUUGGAAUUGAAAGCAAAGAUCCAGCAAAUGGCCAAGAAAAACGUGAUUUGAGUUAUUUUGAGCCUAGAGCUGGUACAGGCAACAAGGAAGGUAUGCUGAAAUUCCCACAGGAAGAAAUUCCUUUCCAUUUUCUCCAGAGGUCAGGUGCUUCAGGUGAUUUGGGAACCAGUAGAAGCUUUCCAUCUCACAUCUUCCAGCCAGCCGUGCUGUUGUCACCCCCCCGGCAGAAGAGCAGUCAGGAGUUGUCUCCCCUCCAGAAUGCCACUUCUCAGUCUCCUGAAAACACUGAAAGAGAGCCCUGCAAGGAAAGGAGCUCAUCUUCCUCCCUGAGAACACAGAGCACAACUGAGAAAAAGACUCUCAUCUCUCAAAGGCAACCGAUUCUUCCUGCAGAUAAAGACUUGGAGAGUUCCCAGGAGAAAAUUGGUCGGUCCUGUACAGGCGAUACUAGGAAAAACAGCACAGCUGAAGAGCUACUUCAUAACAGUGAUCUGCUGGGACAGAUAGCUGAGUUUACGCAGCACAACUCUCUAAUUCAACCUCAGCAGAGCAAAUUCAGAAGCUUCUCUGAUGACACAAGUGACUGCCUAUAUCAGCCAGACCCAUUAGGAAAUGCAAAUCCUAGUCCAGACUCUUCACAAGGACAGACUCAUCUCAUGGUAUCAAAGAGCUUGGAGGAGAGAAUAGCAGAGCUGAACCGUCAGAGUACCGAAGCACGUGAUAAACUGUUGCAGCUAAUAGACCAGCAGAAAUCAGCUGCCACUGAUGCAGUCCCUCCAAUGGUAUCUCCUGUUCUGUCUCCAUCCCUAAAUUAUACUGAAAAUGCAAGGAGAACAGUUGAAGUGUCUGUUCCUGUGGCAGCUGACAGAUCCAAAGAAGAUAGUGUUUCCCCUGCCAGUAUGACCAGUGUAAGAAGGUCUCUAGGAGACUCUAGCAAAUCUUGUACACCCUUAAGUGCCAUGUCAGAAAAUACGAAAUUAACUUCUGUCAGCCAAAGACCAAAGGUAGAAAAGCAAAAAGAAGAAGGCUGGUUUGCAUUAUCAAUGCACAUUAUGUAA
This is a messenger RNA of Indicator indicator, 2451 nucleotides long. It is a transcript of the gene SPICE1, whose product is annotated as spindle and centriole associated protein 1. NCBI's taxonomy places the organism in Eukaryota, Metazoa, Chordata, Aves, Piciformes, Indicatoridae. The coding region runs from base 1 to 2451 and encodes 816 amino acids. The record is from RefSeq and is a predicted model, not a curated record. Gene Ontology annotation, cellular component: centriole; spindle; centrosome. The transcript is spliced from 17 exons. Gene Ontology annotation, biological process: regulation of centriole replication; mitotic spindle assembly; metaphase chromosome alignment.